Messenger RNA from Cryptomeria japonica (Japanese cedar), 1546 nucleotides. Its product is annotated as probable calcium-binding protein CML10. Lineage: Eukaryota; Viridiplantae; Streptophyta; Pinopsida; Cupressales; Cupressaceae. The record is from RefSeq and is a predicted model, not a curated record. The coding region runs from base 435 to 1070 and encodes 211 amino acids. Gene Ontology annotation, molecular function: calcium ion binding; enzyme regulator activity. The transcript has a single exon.
CUACAAAACAAACAACAGCGAAGAAACGCUGGUAGUACACUUCUCAUCUGCUCCACGCACUCGUUUUCAACGAAUCUUCUAUUCGAUUUUGGAUUUUAGGAUUGGACGGUUCGCCACCUGCAGGGUGUGAUCGGAUCAUUUUUAUAAUUUCACGCGCUAAUCCACAAUCUAUAAAGCUUCAGAUCAUCUACUCUUCUGUUGCAACUACUUGUUGAGUUAUCAUUCAAUUUAGAGUACCUUGCAGCCGUUAAGUAACCACAAAGAACUUGCUGUGUCGGAGAAAGCAAAGAAUUGGAGCGCUUUAGUAUACAGAAUCUUUCCUUUCCUUCUUUACAAAGCUUCAAACCCUAGUUCCAGAAAUUUUUAUUCUGAAAUCCCUUUCCCUUCCGAAGCAAAAUUUAAAGCUUUAGGCUGUUUUCUCUGGAUCGAUCAUAAUGGGAUUCCCCUGGUUUUCCAACCGCAAAAAUGCGCCGAUCGAAUCUCCCCGGCGGCAAUCAGAGAGCAUUAACAUUUUCUCCUCCGAAUCUCGGCCGCGAAAAUCUUCGUCGCCGAAGAAAAUGUCGGGCCGUAAAGAACGGCAAAAUUCGAGCAGGGAUUGUAUUGUGAGGAUUCCUUGUCCGUUGCCGAGCGGCGAAGAGCUUCAGAAUGUGUUCACUAAAUUUGACGCCAACAGUGACGGCAAAAUAUCUCCGUCGGAGCUGGGCCACGUCAUGCGCUCGCUGGGGCACGAUGCGACGCAGGAUGAGGUGCAGUUGAUGAUGGCAGAGGCUGACUUAGACGGAGAUGGCUACAUUGACUUGUCUGAAUUUGUUGCGCUCAAUACACGUGGCGUAGACAGCGCUGCGAGCCUGCGGGAUCUUAAAGAUGCCUUCAACAUGUUCGACAUCGACGGUAAUGGGUCCAUCUCUGCCGAUGAACUCCACAGAGUUUUAAGGAGGCUGGGAGAGACUUCUAGUUUGGAUGAGUGUCAUCACAUUAUUCGAGGCGUGGAUGCUGAUGGGGAUGGCCAGGUCAGCUUCAACGAAUUCUUCACAAUGGUGUCAAAUCCCGUUGCAGUGCAAGCCAAUUAACUGCGAUCUCCAUUUGUUGACAGGCUGUUGUUUGAAAUUUUCCCAGAGAAAAUAUCAAGCGAAUUGCUAAAUAUCUUUGUUUGUUGUCCAAAUGAGAGCAGUUUUAAAAUUGUUCAUCCCCUGUUCAGGAUACAGAGGAACUCUAUGCGAGACUCUCUCCGGCGUAGAAUUCCACCCGCAAUGAGAAGCGGAGCCUCCAGUAGAGGGGUGAGAGAGAAUCCGUACUUGAGGUCCCAGGUUCUACUCUCAAAGCCCUCGCUAAAAACUGAGAAAGUUCAGUUUUCAGAGAAGAAGAAUCCCCAGAUUUGUACCCUUGCAGCACAAACACAAAAAGUUCCAGAACCCUCCAACCGUUUACAAUGUUCAACAAUAAAUAGAAUUCCAGGAUUCUAAAAUAUGGCAGAGUUUAUAUAAUGCCAAGUUUUUCAGCCAUUGUAUUUGCAAAUUACCAUUCAAUGAAUUUCAUUUUCCUAAUA